Olea europaea var. sylvestris is the source of this 1356-nucleotide messenger RNA. Its product is annotated as protein LOW PSII ACCUMULATION 3, chloroplastic. The record is from RefSeq and is a predicted model, not a curated record. The transcript has 9 exons. NCBI's taxonomy places the organism in Eukaryota, Viridiplantae, Streptophyta, Magnoliopsida, Lamiales, Oleaceae. The coding region runs from base 134 to 1069 and encodes 311 amino acids.
AAAAAUGAGCAAUAUUUUUGUAGUCAAAUUAUACUUAGCCUUAGCCAAAUGAAAACCGCACGUUCAUAUUUCAUACAGACAAAUGUGCAUGUUUAUUAGCAUCCAAUGACUCAAAUCCCCAUUGGAUUUCAAAAUGCUGUUAACUGUUUGUGGGAUUCCUAUUCCAAUCUCUGCUAUAUCAAAAUCUAAGGGAUUUUGUUUUGGGGGGUUUCCGAUAAAGAAAGAUGGAGGGAAAUUGAAGAUUCUGAAGAAACUUGAUUUUGUGAAUAUUGCUGCUUCUGGGGAAGGUGGUUCAUCAGUCGAUUUCGAUGUACCAUUUCCUGGUGAUUAUAACGAACUUCUUCAGCAAGCUAAAGCAGCAACUGUAUUGGCUCUAAAAGAUGACAAGCAACUGAUGGAAAUUGAGUUCCCAACUGCUGGAUUAGAAUCCGUGCCAGGUGAUGGUGAGGGCGGUAUAGAAAUGACUGGAAGUAUGCAGCUUAUUCGUGAAUUCUGUGACCUUGUCAUAAGUCCAGAGAAAGCCACACGGACUAGAAUUUUUUUUCCAGAGGCCAGUGAAGUCACAUUUGCAAGAAAUUCAGCUUUUGGAGGAGCUUCUCUAAAAUUGGACUAUCUAACAAAGCCUUCAUUGUUCGAAGAUUUUGGGUUUGUAUCAAAAGUUAAAAUGUCCGACCGUGUGAAGCCAGAAGAUGAACUCUUCCUAGUCGCCUAUCCAUAUUUUAAUGUCAACGAGAUGCUUGUGGUGGAAGAGCUUUAUAAAGAAGCUGUAGUGAACACUUCAAGGAAACUAAUUAUAUUCAAUGGGGAACUUGACAGAAUUAGAUCGGGAUAUUAUCCAUCAUUUUUCUAUCCGAAACUCGCUGCACUUACCCAAACUUUCUUGCCUAAGAUGGAGACUGUAUAUUACAUUCACAACUUCAAAGGACGAAACGGAGGAGUCCUCUUUAGGUGCUAUCCAGGUCCUUGGAAAGUUCUGAGGAAAGUGAGAAACAAAUAUGUUUAUUUGCAUCAGCAACAAGAGAUGCCAUCCCUCAAGGAAGUGGCCCUGGAAAUUCUUCCAUCAGCAUGAUUUGUGCAUGCACCUAACGGUAUAAAUUUUCCCCAACAACUGUAACAAAAAUAACUUUUUCCUGGUUGAUCAUCUUAUACUAGAAGAUUGAUUAGUUUAAAGAACUCAAUUUCAUAGGAAUCUAGAAUGUUGUAUAUGUCAAAAGUAAACUACCAAGUUAUACAAUUUCCAAUUCUUGAGUACCUAAAAGGAUGUGAAAUCAGCGCCCGUAUUUUACUUGCAUGAAUGGAAUAUUUCAAACAAAAACAGAUCUUUACAUUUUGGAGUAGAAGAAUUGAUGAAUAGAA